GGAAAACACACUAUUUCACGAUCAAUUAUAUCUGUGAGAACGUGUCGCACGACUCAUUUAUAUUCUUUUGCACUUCUUUUCCUGCCCAGAAGCAAAUAUUCAGUUCGGACUUGCACUUUCAGCUGAUCGCACCAUGAAGACUCUCCUCGCAAUUUUCCUCGUGACGUGUUGUGGUGUCACAAUGAGUGUUGCGGAUAUAUUCAAUAACUACGAUCAACCUGCGGAUGAUUAUGUGAACGCAAUUAUUGUGGAAAGUGUGCAAAAGUAUGCUCACAAACCUUCAGACAAGUCUCAAGACAGUGGCAACGAUAACUCACAAUAUUAUCAGAAGGAUAAAGAGAACAGUGAAGAGGCGCAGAAGUCAUCAACAAAUCAAUACAUGCAAUUUACACAAGACUUUUCCAACCAAUAUGCUUCUCAGUCUACUCAAUAUCUUCCUGAUCAAAAUCAGCAGCAACAACAGCCUCAACAGCAACAACAAUAUUCACAACAAUGGCAGCAACAACAGCCUCAACAGCAACAACAAUAUUCACAACAAUGGCAGCAACAACCUCAGCAGCAACAGCUAUCGCAACAGCAACAGCCUCAAAUGCAACAACAAGCUCAACAACAACCAGACUGUCAGCAACAGCAGCCACAAUAUUCACAAUCGCAGCAACAACCGCAAAUGCAACAACAAUAUUCACAAUUGCAGCAGCAACAACCGCAAAUGCAACAGAAAACGCAAAUGCAACAACAAUACACACAAUUGCAGCAACAACAGCCCCAACAGAACCAACAAUAUUCACAACAAUUGCAGCAGCAACCGCAAAUGCAACAACAACAGCCAAUGCAACAGAAACCCCAAAUGCAGCAUCAAUAUUCACAAUUACAGCAACAACCGCAACAGCAACAAUAUUUACAAUUGCAGCAACAACCACAAAUUCAGCAACAACCGCAAAUGCAGCAGAAACCUCAAAUGCAACAACAAUAUUCACAAUGGCAGCAACAGCCCCAAGUGCAACAGCAACAACCGCAAAUGCAACAACCGCAAAUGCAACAACCGCAAAUGCAACAACCGCAAAUGCAACAAAUGCAACAGCAACAACCGCAAAUGCAACAACCGCAAAUGCAACAGCAACAACCGCAAAUGCAACAACCGCAAAUGCAACAACCGAAAAUGCAACAGCAACAACAGUCUACAAAGUCACAACAAUAUUUUUCUCUGCAAUAUCCACAAUUUGGUUCAUUUUCUGCUCCUUCAGACUCUAACAAACCAAUUAAAAAAAAUGUGAAUCACCAAAAUGUUCAGCUAAUCAAUAUGGGACAGCAAAGUACUUCUAAUUCCAAGUAUGACGCUGAUGAGGAGGUGUACAAGCAGCCAGCAGAACCAGACUAUCAGUCCAUAACCCUCGAGAACGCCGUCUUCAGUCCGCCAAUUGUGCCGUCGAUGGAUUUUGGACCCAUGGGUCCGUCUUAUCCGCUGCCUUACAAGCAUAUGCAGUGAAUUCGGUGCACUGUGAGUCAAUUGUUCAGCUGACAUCACAGCGAGACAUCUUAUCGCGGAAAUCGUGACUUUUAUACAAAAAUGCAGACUUUUUAUCGCAUAACGACAAUUUCAUUGUGCCUUUCAAAUCUUAUCAUGAGAGUGUGUAAAAAAGAAUUUUUCUAAUUGCUUUUUCACCUUUUAUAGGGCAAUGAGAGAGUGAAACGUGUACAUUUCCCAGCCUUUCUAGAUUACCUGAUCCUGGAGGACAUCCAGACUCUUUACUGUAUUAGGAAUAAAUAACUGAGUGUAUAAUAAAAUAUAUUUGGAAAUAU
Molecule: messenger RNA, 1800 nt
Organism: Phlebotomus argentipes
Lineage: Eukaryota; Metazoa; Arthropoda; Insecta; Diptera; Psychodidae
Product: putative mediator of RNA polymerase II transcription subunit 26
Exons: 2
Coding region: 134-1486 (450 amino acids)
Source: RefSeq, a predicted model, not a curated record